AUGCCUCAACUUGAAAACACCCUGUACUGUUCACAGUUCAUAAUACCGAAGAUAAUCAUGGAUGAGCGACAUUUUCUUGCGGACAGUACAGUGCCAAGUGAUUGUGAUAAGAAUCAGUUAGUGAAAAAGAGGACGAUGGAUAAGAUCCAGAUUCCCGAUACCCAGCAGUGCCGGUUUUUUCCCAACUCCCCGGAAAUAACGUGCUCCCCCUCACCCUGUAUAUUCGACCCCGACGAAAGGCCCACAUUUAACAACGAGGGGAAUCUCCAUCCGAAUCGGUCGCCAUCCAGGUCGCCUAGUCCAAUGUCCGAUACAUCGCCAAGGUUGAGUCGGAGAGGUAGUGGAUUCAGGACCCCGAGUCCCAGCAGUCCCAACUCCAGAAGAGGUUCCAUGACGUACGGUUACGAGCAGUACCAAAAAAGUUUGCUGGAGGUUCCGCUUUCCAAUGAUUACGGCGAUGCUUCCAGCGAUGACUUGAGUUCAGAAUGGGAUUCCGAUGUUCCAGAAACAAAAACUUCGAAGCCAUCUGGUUGGAGGAAGCUCAGGAAUAUCGUCCAAUGGACGCCCUUCUUUCAAACCUACAGAAAACAAAGAUACCCAUGGGUGCAGUUGGCAGGUCACCAAGGAAAUUUCAAGGCUGGACCUGAUCAAGGAACGAUAUUGAAAAAGUUGUGUCCCAAAGAAGAAAAAUGCUUUAAGAUUUUGAUGAAAGAUGUCCUGAGGCCAUACGUUCCAGAGUAUAAAGGUCUAGUGGCAAGUGAUGAUGGUGAAUGCUCAUACAUACAACUCCAAGACUUACUUGGUGACUUUGUUUCACCCUGUGUGAUGGACUGCAAAAUAGGUGUCAGAACGUAUCUUGAGGAAGAGUUGGCGAAAGCAAAGGAAAAACCCAAGUUAAGAAAGGACAUGUACGAAAAAAUGUGCCAAAUCGAUCAAGAUGCACCUACGGACGAGGAGCAUAAAGUGAAAGGAGUGACAAAACCGAGGUACAUGGUUUGGAGGGAAACAAUUUCCUCCACAGCAACAUUAGGUUUUAGGAUAGAGGGUGUAAGGAAUGCCGACGGCACUUCAAGUAAAGACUUUAAAACCACAAAGACUAAAGAUCAUGUAAUGGAAGCUUUCGAGAGUUUUAUCGACGGAUUCCCUCAUGCAUUGACCAAAUACAUUCAAAGGCUUCAAGCUAUAAAGGCAACAUUGGAAACAUCAGACUUUUUUAAUACUCAUGAGAUAAUUGGUAGUUCUUUAUUAUUUGUUCACGAUAGAUAUACUGCCAAUGUGUGGCUGAUAGACUUCGCAAAAACUAUCAGCCUCCCAGACAAUGUCAAAAUAGACCACCACUCGUCCUGGAGGGUUGGUAACCAUGAAGAUGGCUACUUGAUAGGCGUAAACAAUCUUAUAAAAAUCUUCAAAACGAUGUUGGAAAACCAACCCGUCGCUAUAAGUCCGCCUUUGUCUUUACAAGAACCAAAAUGUCUUGAGGAGGCUCAGAAAACCUCGCAACAAGUUCAAACUUGA
Molecule: messenger RNA, 1515 nt
Organism: Brassicogethes aeneus
Lineage: Eukaryota; Metazoa; Arthropoda; Insecta; Coleoptera; Nitidulidae
Source: the annotation of a GenBank genome assembly